Messenger RNA from Heteronotia binoei (common prickly gecko), 2705 nucleotides. RefSeq names its product divergent protein kinase domain 2B (gene DIPK2B). The record is from RefSeq and is a predicted model, not a curated record. The coding region runs from base 141 to 1433 and encodes 430 amino acids. The transcript is spliced from 5 exons. Lineage: Eukaryota; Metazoa; Chordata; Lepidosauria; Squamata; Gekkonidae.
UCCUCUCCCCCCAAAAAAGCCUCUGAAGCUACCAACUAACUAGAAGGCAAGAAGAAAAAGCUCUAGCUGUCCUAAGACAAAUUUCCCAAAAUUUUAUAAAUGUAUAUCAGAAGCCAGGUCAGAGCUGGCAGGUACUAGAGAUGACGGCUUGGCUAUACUGCCUUUGCUGCAAUUUUGUGUUUUGGCUGCUGUCUCUGCUGUGUUUGAACCCUAGCUCCAGUGGUAUCUUAGAAGGAAAAGUUUCCCCAACAUCAUUACCCCGCAUCAAACCCAGCUACAGUUUUGGUCGAGCUUUUCUGGGACUUGAUAAAUGCAAUGCCUGCAUUGGAACAUCAAUUUGCAAGAAAUUCUUUAAAGAAGAAAUAAGAUUUGACAGCUGGCUUUCUUCUCAUUUAAAACUGCCUCCGAACUACCUCCUUUGCUACUCUGGAAACUACACCGAUGACACUAAAAGUUGGCGGCCAGUUGAAAUCUCCAGAUUAAUGACAAAAUACCAGCAUGACCAAUCUGACAAGAGAAUCUGUACUUCUCUUACCUUUGCUAAAAGCUGCAGCAUUGAGCGAGCUUUAUGGAAGACUGAGAGAUUCCAGAAAUGGUUGAAAGCAAAACGCCUCACCUUAGACCUAGUUCAGGGCCUUCCUACACCAUUGCUUCGCUGCCCAUCUCAGAGGCUGCUGGACCGGAUUGUGCGACGAUAUGCUGAAGUGCCAGAUGCUGGUAGCAUCCUCAUGGACCAUUUCUCAGAUCGGGAUAAAUUACGCCUACUGUAUACACUGUCAGUUAAUACACAUCCCAUUAUCUUACAGAUCUUUCCUGAAGCAGAAGGGUGGCCUUUUCCAAAAUACUUGGGGUCUUGUGGCCGGCUAAUAGUCACUACCAGCACCAGACCUUUGAAGGAAUUUUAUAGUGUUUCUCCUGAUGUGGCAGCAGACCUAGCUCUCCAACUUCUUGCUAUCAUUGACUCCAUGAUGAAUAAUGAUCUGAAUUACUACUUCUACUUCACCCAUGUUGAUGCUGACACAUUUGGAGUUUUUACCAAUGGGUAUUUAUUCAUCCGGGAUGCCAGCAGACUAGGAAUCAUUGACAUGCAAGAAGGAACCGCAUUGAUGGAAGACCAGCAAGCACAUAAUGACAUAUUCAGCUGCUUGGCUGUGGACUGUCAGUCUGUGCUUCCCUCCUGUAACUCCAUCAAGCACACUCAGAACCUCUUCAUGGUGUGUGAGGAGGUUUUGCCUAAACUUUUAAAGGACAAAUUCCUGCCUUCUAUUCAAGAUGAGAUUGACAGUGCUCUGGCCAUUUGUGCUGACAGUUUCUUAGCUCAACAAAAAGUCAUCUCUGGAGCUCAGAAGCUGGCAGAGAUUUUGAAGCCUCUCCAACCUUGCCACUCUCAUUUUGCCUACCGCUACCCUGAUUGCAAAUACAAUACCAAAUAAAUCCAGGUGGGCAGCCAUGUUGGUCUGAAGCAAAAGAAAAAAAAUAGAGACCAGUGGCACCUUUAAGACCAAUGAAGUUUUAUUCAAGGUAUGAGCUUUCGUAUGUAUGCACACUUCUUCAGAUACAUAAAAAUGGAUGAUAACUGUUCAGACUUAAAGACAGAGCCUGAACAGCAUAUUAGCAUGUAACAUGAUGGAAGUAUUUUAAGAUAUGGGGAGACAAAACAGGAAUAACAAGUUAAGUUAUAUAUGCUAAACACAUUCUCCCCAAGAAGGGCUAUACAUCCUCUGAAUUUUAAUGCACUUCUCUUUGGAAUAACAUGUUGGAAUCUUGUUUGUAACACAAUGCAAUAUAUAAGAAUAGAUUUCUCUGACACAACACCUCUAAAGAACAAAAUAUUGAUACAAUAUUUAGAAUAUAUUGGUAUAGUUAUUGUAACGUAAUGCAAUGAAAAUUGAAAUGUGUAACAUUGAGCCCCACCCCAACAACAAAAAAUACUGCUUAUUACCUUCAUGUGUGAAAAGUGACAAAUGGAGCAUUGUGAAGGAGUCUCAGAUAAUUCCCACAAUUAGAAAUAUUUUUUUACAGUUAUUUCCUAUUUUGACAUAAUUAUUGCUUCACUGUUGUUCCUCUUUAAGAAGAAAAAGAAGAAGACUGCAGAUUUAUACUCUGCCCUUCUCUCUGAAUCAGAGACUCAGAGCGGCUUACAAUUUCCUGACUUCUCCCCCCACAACAGACACCCUGUGAUGUAGGUGGGGCUGAGAGGGCUCUCACAGCAGCUGCCCUUUCAAGGACAACGCCUGCAAUAGCUAUGGCUAACCCAAGGCCAUUCCAGCAGCUGCAAGUGGAGGAGUGGGGAAUCAAACCCGGUUCUCCCAGAUAAGAGUCCACACACUUAACCACUACAUCAAACUGGGUAAUUAAAUCCAAACAACUUUCGACCCUAUAAACUUAUUAUUCCUGUUUUGCCUCCACAUAUCUUCAUCAUAUUACAUGCUAAUCUGCUGAUCAGCCUCUGUCUAUAAGUUUUAACUGUUACCUUCCAUUUUUAUGUAAUUGAAGAAGUGUGUGUGCACACAAAAGCUCAUACCUUAAAUAAAACUUGGUUGGUCUUAAAAGUGCAACUGGGCUCUAACUUUGUUACAACAUCAAAUAGUAAAAAUAUGUUUGCCUGGAAUGCUGGAGCUGUCAUCCACAUGCCUCUUUCAUCUUUGAAGUCGAAAGAAUGACAUUUAGCUUGCUAUGUGGCAAUAAAGACUGAUUGAAUUGAA